Molecule: messenger RNA, 2012 nt
Organism: Megalops cyprinoides (Indo-Pacific tarpon)
Lineage: Eukaryota; Metazoa; Chordata; Actinopteri; Elopiformes; Megalopidae
Gene: rnf115
Product: ring finger protein 115
Exons: 9
Biological process (GO): protein ubiquitination; ubiquitin-dependent protein catabolic process; positive regulation of DNA-templated transcription
Cellular component (GO): nucleoplasm; cytoplasm
Molecular function (GO): ubiquitin protein ligase activity
Source: RefSeq, a predicted model, not a curated record
AUGCAGGGGUGACGGCGGACCGCCUCCUGUUUGAGCAGGAGGACCGACGUCAGUGUUUGUGCCAUUCCGUGGAAGAUGGCGGAGGCUGCGGCUGUUCCACAGCAUCGGUUCUUCUGUCACUGUUGUAAAGGCGAAGUCAACCCCAAACUCCCGGAAUAUAUAUGUCCCAGAUGUGAGUCAGGCUUCAUAGAGGAAGUGACAGAAGACUCCAGUCUGCUGGAGGGUGGCGCUAACGGGAUCAGUGAUGACACAGCUACACAGUUUGCAGAGCUCUGGCACCUGUUGUUUGUGGAACGGCCUUUCACGGUGGACUCUGACAAUUUGGACCCUGACUCCCGCGGUCCAGGUGGGGGCGGGGGAGGCCCCAUCGGCACAGGUCUGGGAGGGGGUCUGGGGACUCCACUCGGAGGGGGUGAACACUGGGGUCCUGGGCGUCCCCCUCGCCUGCACAGUCAGAGGAGAUACCGGUCUCGGGGCAGCAGUCGACCUGACCGCUCACCAGCAGUAGAAGGGAUUGUACAGCAGUUUUUGGCUGGUCUCUUUGCCAACUCCGGAGUCCCCGGCUCUCCUCCGCUCUCAUGGACUGGCAUGCUGCACUCGAACCCCGGGGACUACGCCUGGGGUCAGGGGGGACUAGACGCCGUCAUCACACAGUUGUUGGGUCAGUUUGAGAACACGGGCCCCCCUCCUGCAGAGAAAGAGAAAAUCUCCUCCCUCCCCACAGUCAUCGUCUCUCAGGAACAAGCCGACUCCAAUAUGGAGUGCCCAGUGUGUAAGGAGGACUACGCGGUGGGCGAGCCUGUCAGACAGCUGCCUUGCAACCACUUCUUCCACAGCGACUGCAUAGUGCCCUGGCUGGAGCUGCAUGACACGUGUCCGGUGUGCCGAAAAAGUCUGAACGGGGAGGACAGCAGCACCCAGCAGCCCACGGAGCCCUCAUCCCUCAACACGGACCCCCGCACACAGGAGAGAUGGUCCUUCUGAGAGCUACACUGUCAUCUCAUCUUUUCUCCCUUCACGCGCCUCCCCCACACACAGGAGACAGUUGUCUGAGAUAAACCUUCAUCUCGUCCCUCCGUCGCCUCUCUCUCCCCCUGCCCACAUUCGUAGGGAGAUUGGCCCUCUGAGAGGUACAUCUCCACGUCCUCCCUCCACCUCUCUCACGCACAUAAGGAGAUGGGUCUUCUGAGAGAUUCAUUUUGUGCCUCAGUCUUACCCUCUUUUCUCAGUGCAUCUCAGUCUGUCACCUAGGAGAUGUACACCCUUCCUUGUAAUACUCUGUCCUGUUCUCUGAGUGGCCAUGUUUUGUUCAUUGCAGAGAGGGAUUCAUGGCCUCAUGCCUUUCUUCUGUGCUGGCCUAUUCAUCUUGGCACCUUUUAUUCUGUCUUUCCGCCCUGUCAGCCUAUGGCAGGUAGCAGAGGAGGCUGGACCUUUGAAUUCCUCUUCUUAUCUAAAGUUGACACCCAGCCGAUUACAGCCAGUCCAAUAGGGCGUCGUUACCAAAGCCCUGGAUCACAAACGGCAGUGGUAUCACCCUUCCACAGACAGGAUUGGCUAUUGAACCAGUUUCACUCCUUUUCCCCAUUCGCUUCUGCAAUUCGGCAGUAUGCUGUAUAAGUUCAGUAAAACUUUCUGAUAAUUCCCACUGAACUCCUCUGCCUUCAUACCCCUAUCUGAUUGUACUCUUAUCUGUCCCGCACCUUUCACUUAAUUCUCUCUCCAGAUCCAGCUCACUGGUUAAUGCACUGCAGACUUGUAAUUCCCUAUUGGUCUUUUGAAAACACAGUCACUCUGCCUAUUUCUUCCCCUGUCUCUGUCAGUCUCCACAUCCCCCUCAACAGCUCUCUUGCUGGUGUAUAUAUUACAACAGAUCUUCAGCAGUUAAUUUCUUCAGUUGACAAAUUUAUCUUUUGUUCUCAUUUCUAUCGCUCUAUUUUUUUAAUGUAAAUAAUUUUAGUCCAACAACUUUUGGUUAAAAAAAAGACUAAGCAAGCAUAUUGAUAAUAAAUGGU